GGGCUGCGCUUGGCACGCGCACCGAGCUGAAUAUCGCUGAAAGCUCCGGUGCGGGGAGGCCUUGCUCUCGCGCCAGUAUCCCUCCGACCAGCGAUGCUGUGCUGUCUCCGGAAAUAGAAUGUGUACAACGUCUGUGCGACGGCAGACCGGGUGCGCAAGUGUGAGUGCAAAUGACUGAUAGCCCGACAUAGCGGGCUGAACUUGACAACAUGUGGACCAAAAGAUUAACGUUAUGGAGGUAUAUGUUGUGCGUGUGGCUGGUGGCGUCGGCGGUUGUCGCCGUCGCGCGAGCCGAUGACGACGUACCUUCAGAAUCACAAUGCCGUCCAUAUAUCGAAAAAGCUCUGAAAGAGCUCGAAUCAGGAGAUACGGAACGAGAUUCCGCAGAAAAAAACGACAGUAGUGAAGUAAGUAUAAACGAAGAUACGAAAGAAACAGCUUCUAUAGAAAAUGAGGAUGAUACAGCCGAGGCCGGGGAUAGUGGGGAAGACGAAGCACCAGUGAUCGAAGUUACGGACGAGUCGUACGUAUCUCAAGCAUCAAUUGAAGACUUGGCGGAUUCGGAUAGCUCAAAAGAGGAUACCACUCAAGAGGUAGAUGAUAAAGACAGUGCCGAACAAGCCGAUGAUAGCAAACAAGGCGAGGAUGGAGACAGCAAUCAGGAAGAUGAUGGAGACAGUAACAAGGAAGACGACGGAGACAGCAAAGAAGAGGAGGUAGCAUCUGCUGAUGAAACAGUCGAACAAGAAAGUGAAGAGGAAAAAGUUGAAAAAGACGAAGCUGAAGGCGAUAGUAACGAGGGCUCAAAGGAAGUAGACGAUGACAGCAAAGAAGAAGUGGGAGAUGAUGGUCAAUCCGACGAGGUUACAGAUACUGAAAGUGAAGAGAAACAAGGAGACGAUAUUGAGUCACAUGAAGCCGACGAUGGAUCUCAAGAGAAGGCUGAUGUUGAUUCUGAUGAAAAAGAAAAAGAAGAUUCUGAAGAAGCAAAAGAUGACGAAUCUCAAGAAGAUCAAGAUGAUGCGAAAUCUGAAGAAAACUUAGAGUCAGCUGAAGAUAAAGACGAAUCGAAAGAAGUGAAAGAUGAUUCAGGAGAAGCAUCAGAAGAAGCAGAAGGGGACAAAGAAGAAUCCGAAGAAAAGGUAGACUCCGAGGAGGAAGCAGAUAAAUCUGAAGAAGCAAAGGAUACAUCUGUGGAUCAAGAUGACUCAUCAAAGCAAGAGGAGGAAUUGAGUGAAGAAAAAGAAGAACAAGAAAAGGACGCUUCUGUCGAGGAUGCUUCUGAAAAAGAAGAGGCACAAAAAUCCGAGGAAGAAGCCGAGGAACAACCUGCUGAAGAAAGUAAAGAAGAACAGAGCGAGGUCGAUGCGUCUACUGAAGUUGAAUCAGAAGGAGCUGAAGAACAGGCCGAUGAAGCAGCUACGUCCGAAGAAGAAGAAGAAGGAACACCUGAAGAGGAAUUGCUGAAUAUUAUUGAAAUUCCUGAGAACUUAAGGUCUCGUAACCAUAUUAAUCAAAUCCUUAGAUUAGAUGAAGAAGCAAGUGAAGCUGAAUUGGUAAUAGAACGAUCGGCAGAUAUUGUCCUUAGGGAUUUGAAGAGGCUUUAUGAAAAUUCAAUCAAACCAUUAGAAGUGCUUUACAAAUACAGAGAUUUGAGCAAUAGGCACUUUGGUGAUCCUGAAAUUUUCUCCAAACCCCUUGUACUUUUUAUGGGACCAUGGAGUGGUGGAAAAUCUAGCAUUUUGAACUAUUUGACGGGGCUCGAGUUCACUGAAUGGUCGUUAAGAACAGGUGCUGAACCAUCGCCCGCUUACUUUAAUAUCCUUAUGCACGGCAAAGAUCCUGAAGUGCUGGACGGGACACAGUUGGCAGCCGACUGGACUUUCGCAGGGUUACAAAAGUUUGGCCAAGGACUAGAAGAGCGUCUCAGGGGCUUGAAAUACCCAAGCAAAAUAUUGGAAAAGGUGAACAUUGUAGAGAUUCCAGGGAUACUGGAAGUGAGGAAGCAAGUGUCUCGCGUGUUUCCAUUUAACGACGCUUGCCAAUGGUUCAUAGACCGUGCAGAUAUUAUCUUCCUUGUUUACGAUCCAUCCAAAUUAGAUGUUGGUCCAGAGACUGAAGCUAUUCUCGACCAACUCAAGGGCAGAGAAUCUCAGACGCGAAUCGUGCUAAACAAGGCAGACUCAGUGAAACCGGAAGAAUUGAUGCGCGUGCAAAGCGCUUUGAUAUGGAACAUCUCGCCACUGAUGAGCUCUGCCCAGCCACCGGUGAUGUAUACGGUUUCUCUGUGGUCGAUGCCUUACGAAGCGGGCGCCCCCAUGCGCCUCUUUCAGGCCCAGGAGCGAGAGCUGCUGCGCGACCUGCGACACGCCAUCGACAAGCGCAUAGAGAAUAAAAUAGCGAGCGCCAGGAGAUUUGCCGUUCGCGUACGUAACCAUGCCAAGAUGGUUGAUUGCUACCUGACCACAUAUUACAACCAUAAAACAAUAUUUGGCAACAAAAAACUUAUCGCCGACGCAAUCAUCGAGAACCCUCAGAACUAUCAUAUCUACGAGGGUCUCAGUACGCUUACUAAUAUUUCAAGGUACGACUUGCCGGAUCCCGAGACGUAUCGGGACUUCUUCCGGUUGAACCCUCUGUACGAGUUCCAGCAGUUGUCGGCGACGUGCACGUACUUCCGCGGAUGCCCCAUCACGCGUCUCGACGUAGCCAUCGCUUACGACCUGCCCGAAUUGGUGGGCAAGUACAAGAAGAUGGUGGAGAGCGCCACGCCGCAGGGCAUGCCCAAGAGUUGAUGCCUCUGCGAACGAACGAACCCCGCGCCACACUUAACUCCCGCUUUUUAAUUUUCGCCAAUCGGAUUGGAAAUAAUCAUAUUGGGCACAUUUUGCAUUUCUUUACCUAAUCGGACAUCAAAACACUUCAUACAUCGCAUUUUAUCAGUUUUUUAGUUUUGUUAUUUUUUUGCUUAAAUACUCGCUUAUUCCUGUUUUUCGGGUGAAUGAUGUAUUUGUAUGAUUAUAUUUAUUGUGACUUUCUUCGUACGUUUUAUAGUGGUGGUGAUAGAAAAAUAAUGCAAGACAACUUCCAGUAUCCUAAUUAACACUGUCUUUUAUACAAGUCUCAAGAUUACCAUUAAACUAGUCAUUACUGUAAUGUUUGUUAGCGAGAUUAUAUAUUAAGAUACGUAGUGUAUAAUAUGUUCCUACAAAUAGGACUAAUCCCAUACGUAUUUUUCUUUGUUAGUUAUUUUAAUGAGACACACUGUGACUAUUUAAGUAAAAAUUAAAUAAAAAUCA
This is a messenger RNA of Manduca sexta (tobacco hornworm), 3299 nucleotides long. RefSeq lists its product as uncharacterized. The record is from RefSeq and is a predicted model, not a curated record. Bases 210 to 2795 code for a protein of 861 amino acids. Gene Ontology annotation, molecular function: GTP binding. The transcript has 11 exons. Lineage: Eukaryota; Metazoa; Arthropoda; Insecta; Lepidoptera; Sphingidae.